Dentiscutata heterogama is the source of this 852-nucleotide messenger RNA. The record is from the annotation of a GenBank genome assembly. Lineage: Eukaryota; Fungi; Glomeromycota; Glomeromycetes; Diversisporales; Gigasporaceae.
AUGACAAAGGAAAGCAUAAUUGGCACAUUCAAUAUUAAAGAAUUUGGUGAAAAAAAAUUUAAUAAUGAUGACGUAAUGAAAAUCAUUGUCAAAAUUCUUAAGCGAUAUGAUAUUGUUCUUUGCCAAGAGGUUCAUUUAUCUGAAGAACUGAUCAAACAACUUGUUGACAAAGUAUCAACGUCCUCUAUUCCAUACUCUUAUGUGUCAAGUCAACCUAUUGGUAGAAGUUUAUAUAAAGAAAGAUAUCUUUACUUAUACAGAUCGAACAAAUGGAAUGUACUAGAAAAUUAUGCAAUCGAAAAGUUUUGUAACAAAAUUUCAAGAGUACCUUAUGUCGUUCAAUUUCAAAAUUUAAAAAAAACUUAUAUUAGAAUUACUCUUGUUGGAUGCCAUACACAUCCAGAUAAUGCGUAUGAUGAAAUAAAGGCAUUAGUGAAUAAUAUAUAUAAAGAUAUUAAAGCGAAAUUAGAGAAAAAAGAUAGGUUUUCUUUUUUAUUUAAUGUAUUUUAUUGUUUUGGAGGUUCAUGUAUCAGUUCAAAUAACAAUGAGCCUAUAAUUAUAAUGGGUGAUUUCAACGCUUCGGGUUCUUAUCUUAAUAAGACAAAGCAAACUAAACUGGACAAAAUAUUAAAGAAUAAUGAUCUGAUGUGGGGAAUUGGUCAUUCGAGUGAUACCACUGUUGCCUCAAAAUGCAAUGCUUAUAAUCGAUUUGUAUUUGAAAUUAAAAAUAAGGAAAGAUGGAUUGGAAAUACCAGAAUAUUCAAAUUUGACAAAAAAUUGAAUAAGAAAUUAUCUACGAGUGUUUCAGAUCAUUAUCCAAUUGAGUUUGAAUUGAAGUUGGAUAUAGCAUAA